Molecule: messenger RNA, 1325 nt
Organism: Chara braunii
Lineage: Eukaryota; Viridiplantae; Streptophyta; Charophyceae; Charales; Characeae
Source: the annotation of a GenBank genome assembly
GCAACAAACCCAACAAGCGGAAAUUCGCGUUUUUAUAUUUGCUGACGCCUCACCCCCUGCAAACACUUGUCUCUCCUGCACGGCGCGUCGGUCGCAGGCGGCCUGGUUCUAUGCACGUGUCGGGAUCCCGACCUCGUUAUCACCUCUCUUCUCUUCGAGAGACAUCGCAAUCGCCAUCCUAUAGUAACCCCGGUCAGCGAGGAAUUCCACGUCAGCAAGGAAUGUCACGUCAGCAGCAAAGUCAACGUCAGCAACGGAGUCCACGUCAGCGACUUCGCGUCGAGCGGAGAGAGAACUGGGGUAGUGGUGGUGAUAAGUAGGGUGCGCUACGCGGGAAAAGGUUAGUUGAGCAAUUGUGAGAUGUGAAUGGGCGACGAUAAGAUUCCCACGGAGUAUACGUGAAAGCAGAGUGAAACAGAAGGGACACGAACUCGGCCCGAAAUAGUCAAAGAGCGGAUAGAAGGCUGUGGUAGUUCACAGAAAGCAAAGCACAAAGUUGAGUGUGGAGCUUCACAAGAGAGAGAGAGAGAGAGAGAGAGAGAGAGAGAGAGAGAGAGAGAGAGAGAGAGAGAGAGAGAGAGAGAGAGAGAUGUCUCUCACUGCUUCAGUUGGGGUUGAGGAGAAUGGGGUGGCUAGGGAGGAGCGUGUGUCGAUUUCAUCGGCAAGCACAGCUGCUACAACUGGCUCCGAAAGGACGAUGAGGGUGGAUGGGGGUUAUGUUACCAACCAAAGGCCGUCUGUUGGCGAAGGAUUUGCGAAGGUUCAUGAGGAAGCGAUUGAAGAUCGAGAUUUCCCUUUUAUCUCCAAGGCAGUGGCGGAGGCAUACGAAGGCGUCCGUCUUGGUCACGGUGGUCCGUUCGGUGCCGUUGUUGUUCGCGAUGGCGAAAUUGUGUCCUGCUGCCAUAACAUGGUACUGAAGAACGUCGACCCAACUGCGCAUGCCGAAGUGACUGCGAUCAGAGAGGCAUGCCAGAAACUUGGGCGGUACGACUUGGCGGACUGUGAGAUCUAUGCCUCUUGUGAACCAUGUCCUAUGUGCUUUGGAGCCGUCCACCUGUCCAGGAUCAAGCGGCUCGUCUAUGGGGCAGAGGCGGAAGCAGCAGUGGCCGUUGGAUUUGAUGACUUCAUAGCGGACGCUAUCAGGGGAACAGCCUACUACCAGAAGGCCAGCAUGGAGAUUAAACAAGUGGACGGCAAAGGGAAAUCAGCAGCAGAGGAAGUUUUCCAAAACACAAAAUCGAAAUUUGUCAUGUACUGAGUGUCGGUUGUUUUGUGAAUAUUUAACCUGUUGUAUAUUAUCAAGUCAAUCAAUUAGUUGACCAUCG